Fragaria vesca subsp. vesca is the source of this 650-nucleotide messenger RNA. RefSeq lists its product as uncharacterized. The transcript has 2 exons. Bases 329 to 580 code for a protein of 83 amino acids. The record is from RefSeq and is a predicted model, not a curated record. Gene Ontology annotation, cellular component: mitochondrion. NCBI's taxonomy places the organism in Eukaryota, Viridiplantae, Streptophyta, Magnoliopsida, Rosales, Rosaceae.
GGUACGCUUAUCUUUUAGUUUGAAUUUUCUUUUUCUUCAAGUCAGUAAUGAUGCAAUUAUAAAUUUGUGUUUGCCUGUAUAUGAACCACGAAGAAACCGUAGGUUCGUAGCUUUGAUUUGAUGAAAUCGAUUAAGACGAUGUUUUGGAGAUUUCGACUUCCAUGAUCUGUGUUGGAAAUGCAAAAGUAAUGUAUCGAUUAGCCGAGUGUGUUGUUUUGUGUGAAAUUACGAAUUGCUUGCUGAAUAAGAGGGUUAUUUGGCUCUCUAUUGUGGAUUAGCGUGCGAUUCUGACAUGGUAAAUGUGUAUUGUUGAGGAAGAGAGCCGAUUAUGGCUCUUGCCUUUGAUUUGCAGGACUUCCUUAUCCGCGCUCGAGUCUUGAAGCUGUACAGGCAAGCACUAAGGGUUACUCGAAGAGCCCCUGUUGAUGCUAGAGGUGAACUUAGAACGACGAUUAGACAAGAAAUGGAGAAUAGUCGUGACUGCAAUGACAGGCAGAAGAUUCGUUAUUUACUUAGUGAAGGACAAGAGAGAUUAAAACGUCUAGAUGAGAUGCUUGACAUGCAAGGCCAUCCUGAGUAAGGAAGAAGGAAGAGCUUUGUAUUUGUAUUCUGUAAGUUGUUGAAUUUCUGAAUGCUUAAUUUUCCAUUUU